CGGCCACCGGUACCGUCCCCGUGUCCCCCCGGUGCGUCCCGCCCCUGCGCCAGGUGCGGGGAGGGGUUUUUCUCCGGGAUAAAAAUCCCACAGAUCACCCCGGUACACGAGUCCCGGUACUGGUAUCGGCACCAUGUUCUGUCGGAACCAGCCCAGCCGGGUCACCGUGGCCCGUGGCUCGGCGCUGGAGAUGGAGAUCCGUCGCGGUCGCUGCCGGCUCAGCCUCCUGGCCGACACCGUGCAGGACCCGGAGCUGCAGGGGAAGCUGGAGCGGGAGCUGCGGGUGCGGGAGGGGGCCCUGAAGCUGCUGGCUGCGUGCAGCCGUCCCGAGCAGGCGCUGGAGGCGGCCAAGGGGCUGCAGCUCUGCUCCGCCAGAGCCAUGGCCCUGAUGGCAGAGCUGCAGCGCAGGAAGGAGGCGGAGGUGCUGAGGAGGCGCCCCUCAGAUGCCAGCCCCUCCAGUGAGCGCCUGCCCUGCCGGGGCACCGUCUGCCUCUCAGACCUGCGCAUCCCCCUGAUGUGGAAGGACACGGAAUACUUCAGGAACAAAGGGGAGCUCCACCGCUGCGCUGUCUUCUGCCUCCUGCAGCUGGGGGCUGAGAUCCACGACACCCCCAUGGUGCUGGUGGACCGGACCCUCACUGACAUCUGCUUUGAGACCCCCAUCCUCUUCUCGGACGCCGGCCCCGAUUUUGAGCUGAAAGUGGAGCUGUACAGCGCGGGGCUGUCCGGGGUGGGGGGCUCUCAGGGUGUGGGGGGGAGCAGCAGCGCUCCCCGGAAACUGGCCACCCGCCUCAGCACCUCCCUGGGACGCUCCUCGGGGAAACGGGUGCGAGCUGCCAUGGAGGGGGGGGCCGGCAGCCCCCCUGGCAACGGGGGAAACAGCCCCCUUCUGCUACCCCCCCACAGUGUGCCGGGUCCCAAAUUCCAGCUCCUGGCACACGCCGUCCUCUCCCUGGCUGAGGUCCAGGAUGGGUUUCGCACACACGACCUCAUCAUCGCCCCCCAGGAACAGGGUCCCUGCUGGCUGCCCCUGUAUGGCAGCAUCUGCUGCCGGCUGGUGGCACAGCCCCGCUGCAUGGCCUCGGGGACCCCCCCAGGACAGGGGACACUGCGGCACCAGCAGGCGGGGGGUGCUGAGGCACAGAGCGGACCCCCCCUGUUCUGUGUCCUGCGGGGCACCCACCUUCUCUGCUACCGGGACCCCCGGGACCCCGACAGCGGGCUGGAGCCCACCCUCACCAUCACCCUCAGUAAGGAGACGCGGGUGCGUUUGUGGGCGCGGGAGGGGCAGGGACCCCCCCACGGUAUCUCCAUCACCAACCGGCUGGGGGGCGAGGAUGUGACCCACGCGCUGGUGGCCGAGGGCCGGGAGCAGGCACGGAGCUGGGCAGAGGCACUGGGGCAGCACUGCUUCGACCUGGCCCAAUGGAAGCAGUGCUGUGAGGAGCUGAUGCGGAUCGAGGUGCCCCCCCCGCGCCGGCCGCCCCCCGCCCUUCCCCGCCAGGGCUCACUCUACCACGAGAUGGCUAUUGACCCCACCGAUGACAUCGAGGCGGUCACCGACAUCCUGACGCGGCGGGCGGGGGGCCGGGCCCCCGGGAACCCCCCCUGGCUCUCCCUCUUCGACGGGUCCCCCCCUUCCGUCCCCCCCCGCCCGGGCCGGGUGAGCAGCCCCAGCCCCCCUCCCCGCCGCCCCUGGGGCCGCCCCCGAACCCUCUCCCUGGAUGCCAAGCUCAGCACCCUGAAGGGGCGGGGGUCUCGGCGGGCCGUCCCCCCCCCGCGCCCCUCGCCCCCCCUCUCUGGCUCCUCCAGCAGCGGCAGCAGCAGCAGCAGCCCCGACCCCAAGCACGACCCCUCCGGGCCCCUCCAGUCCCGGGUCUGAGCCCAGGGCGGGGUGGAGGAGGGGGGGGCAGGACCACCCCUCCUCCCCUGCCGCCCCCAGGAUGGAUGAGGAGGGGGAGACACCGAGAGGGUCUUGCUCAGGGGCGGGGGAGGGGACUCCCAGCUUCUUUUACUGGAAAGAAACUGGAAUUUCUAACACCCUGGGCGGUUGGGAGGGGAGGUGGGGAGGGCAGUGCAGGCUGGGCUCAGGGCUAAACCCCCCAAAAAAAUUCUGGGGGAGAGGCUGUUCCUCCCCCUGCAGUGGGUACUGGGGGCUGCUGCCCCCCUGUGUGUGGGUGCUCAGGGCAGACGCCCCUGUACAGUGGGUGCAGGUCUAACCCCGGGGGGGUGGGGGGUGCAGGGACUCCCCCCCAACUCUGCUUUCCCUCACCUCUAACUCUGGGGGUUGCCCCCACCGCUCCCGGGGGUGCAGCACCCCCCGGCAGGGACCAGUCCUGGCCCACCCCCUCCUCCCUCCCCCCACC
Messenger RNA from Calypte anna (Anna's hummingbird), 2366 nucleotides. It is a transcript of the gene RTKN, whose product is annotated as rhotekin. Gene Ontology annotation, biological process: mitotic cytokinesis; signal transduction; actomyosin contractile ring assembly. The record is from RefSeq and is a predicted model, not a curated record. Gene Ontology annotation, cellular component: actomyosin contractile ring. The transcript has 12 exons. Bases 134 to 1882 code for a protein of 582 amino acids. Lineage: Eukaryota; Metazoa; Chordata; Aves; Apodiformes; Trochilidae.